ACUCGGGGCGGAUAACUCUUCUGUGUAAGAAUUUUAUUUUCCAGUAUAUUCUUUGUCACUUCUUUCUACGGUUUCAUUGUUGAUGCACAGUUCUAAGAGUUCUUCGAAAAAUUAUUAAGUACUUGUACAGUUUGAAUCAUAGAGAAUGUUAAUUUGUGCUAGAAAACUUUUUUAUUAUGAAAAUAAUAAAGCAGUUCGUGCUAUCAGGAGGAGAUUCAUUUGGAGUUCGUUGUAUUCCACGGGCGCAUAUUCCGCACGAUCUACACAAAAACACAGAGUGCUGUUUCUCGGAACGGAUCUUUACUCAUUAUACGCUCUAAGGCCCCUUCUCGCGCACCUCACGAAUUCCGAUGUGGCACGCAUCAGUCACCUUGGAGUGUGCUCGAAAUUUGCCGAACCUGGCUGUGAAGUGGCGAAGCAGCUGAAACUGAGGGGAACUCUGGAUAACAUCUCUCUUGUGAAUUACAGUCCGCAGCGCGCUCCUGUCGAUUGGGAUGUUGGAGUGAUUGCGUCCUUCGGAAGCUUGAUACCACCUUCAUUUAUAAAAUCAUUUCCUUACGGAAUCAUAUGUAUACACCCAUCGCUCCUUCCCCGAUGGCGAGGAGCAGCACCUUUGAUGCGAACCAUUUUGGCAGGGGAUACCGUUAGUGGAACGACGCUGUUUCACAUUUCCCCUGAAAAAUUUGAUACGGGUCCCAUUAUUUCUCAGGAAAAGCGUAAUGUCCCACCACAAGUUACGAGCCAUCAGCUUGGACGAAUGCUCAUGGAGCUUGGGGUGGAAAUGUUUCUAGACACCUUAAAAAAUCUACCCGAAGCUGUGGAAAAUGCUGUUGCGCAGCCAACUGAAGGGGUUACAUACGCCAAAAAAAUUCGCCAGGCUGAAACGUUUGUCGACUGGAACUGGCCAGCGGAUUAUAUUGAUCGCUUUUUUAGAGCUUUAGGAGAAGAUUUUGGCGUAAGAACUAUGUGGGACGAUCAGAUCGUGAAAAUUAAUGGAAUCGUUGAGCCAGCCAUUGUCCACAAAGCACGAAUCGAUGAGUUAGUGUCAGAUGGAUCUUUUCCUGGUAGUUUAUUCUUUCAUAAAAAAAGGGACAUUUUAUUUGUUAAGUGUAGGGAUGGAUGGGUUGGAAUUACCGCGCUGUACAUGCCUAAUCGUAAGCCGAUGAAUGCUAAAGAUUUUUAUAAUGGCUUUUUAUCGCCCAACAAAAAUAAACGAUUGUACUUCGAAGCAAAUGCUAAUUGUUUGGCGAAGUCAUUAAAAAUCCGAGCCGGUUAUAAGAGCAGUAAUUAA
This is a messenger RNA of Paramacrobiotus metropolitanus, 1291 nucleotides long. RefSeq names its product methionyl-tRNA formyltransferase, mitochondrial-like. Lineage: Eukaryota; Metazoa; Tardigrada; Eutardigrada; Parachela; Macrobiotidae. The transcript has a single exon. Gene Ontology annotation, molecular function: methionyl-tRNA formyltransferase activity. Gene Ontology annotation, cellular component: mitochondrion. Gene Ontology annotation, biological process: biosynthetic process; conversion of methionyl-tRNA to N-formyl-methionyl-tRNA. Bases 146 to 1291 code for a protein of 381 amino acids. The record is from RefSeq and is a predicted model, not a curated record.